This is a messenger RNA of Strongylocentrotus purpuratus (purple sea urchin), 1885 nucleotides long. RefSeq names its product WD40 repeat-containing protein SMU1. Bases 104 to 1645 code for a protein of 513 amino acids. Gene Ontology annotation, cellular component: precatalytic spliceosome. Gene Ontology annotation, molecular function: protein binding. NCBI's taxonomy places the organism in Eukaryota, Metazoa, Echinodermata, Echinoidea, Camarodonta, Strongylocentrotidae. Gene Ontology annotation, biological process: mRNA splicing, via spliceosome. The transcript is spliced from 11 exons. The record is from RefSeq and is a predicted model, not a curated record.
UAUGAAUAUGUGAUAGAUUCAUGAAUAUUCAUAUUACGCCACCUCGGGAUCGCUUUUUUGCUGGUGCUGCUUUCUUCACAUUCGGCUACAAAAACCACUGAAUAUGUCUUUGGAAAUCGAAUCUGCUGAUGUGGUGAGACUGAUCCAGCAGUAUCUGAAGGAAGCAGGUCUGCCUCGGACCUUGGCCACCCUUCAGGAGGAAUCUUCUGUAUCCCUCAACACGGUGGACAGCAUUGACCAGUUCAUCACGGACAUCAACAGCGGUCAUUGGGACACUGUCCUGCAGCAGAUACAAUCACUCAAGCUCCCGGACAAGACCCUCAUUGACCUCUAUGAACAAAUUGUGCUUGAAUUGAUUGAGCUGCGUGAGCUUGGCGCUGCUAGAUCACUUCUCAGACAGACUGAUCCAAUGAUUAUGCUCAAACAGAACCAGGCUGACAGAUACGUCCACCUAGAAAACCUCCUUGCUAGAUCCUACUUUGAUCCUCGUGAAGCGUACCCUGACGGGAGCAGCAAGGAAAGGAGACGAGCGGCCAUCGCCCAGGCCCUCUCGGGGGAGGUCAGCGUGGUACCCCCAUCACGCCUGCUAGCCUUGCUUGGACAGUCUCUUAAAUGGCAGCAACACCAGGGUCUGUUACCUCCAGGCGUGACCAUAGAUUUGUUCAAGGGUAAGGCAGCCGUCAGGGAUGAGGAAGAGGAGAAGUAUCCAACACAACUCAGCAAGACCAUCAAGUUUGGUCAGAAGUCCCAUGUGGAAUGUGCAGCUUUCUCUCCGGAUGGUCAGUUCCUAGUGACCGGUAGUGUGGACGGAUUCGUUGAGGUCUGGAACUUUCAGACAGGAAAGAUCAGGAAGGAUCUCAAGUACCAGGCAGAGGAUUCGUUCAUGCUGAUGGAUGAUGCUGUGCUAUGUAUGUGCUUCAGUCGGGACAGCGAAAUGGUUGCUACAGGGGGUCAGGAUGGUAAGAUCAAGGUUUGGAAAGUUCAGACAGGGCAGUGUUUGAGAAGAUUUGAGAAUGCUCACAGCAAGGGAGUCACUUCUGUCAAGUUCUCCAAAGAUGCCACUCAGAUACUCAGCUCUUCAUUUGAUCAAUCUCUAAGGAUACAUGGAUUGAAAUCUGGCAAGACAUUGAAAGAGUUCCGAGGACACACAUCAUUUGUGAAUGAAGCCGUCUUUGCUCCUGAUGGUCAUCUUGCUCUCAGUGCUUCAUCAGAUGGUACCAUCAAGGUCUGGAACAUCAAGACUACAGAAUGCAUCAGUACCUUCAAAUCACUGGGAGGCUCAUCAGCUACUGACAUCACAGUCAACUCUGUUAUGCCGUAUCCCAAGAAUGCAGAACAGUUUGUUGUCUGUAACCGUAGCAACACUGUCGUUAUCAUGAACAUGCAAGGACAGAUUGUUCGGAGUUUCAGCUCUGGUAAGCGGGAGGGAGGAGAUUUCACAUGUAGUUGCUUAUCACCGAGAGGGGAAUGGAUCUACUGCGUAGGAGAGGAUUUGGUGCUCUACUGCUUCUCUACAUCAACUGGAAAACUAGAAAGGACACUCACUGUCCAUGAGAAGGAUGUGAUAGGCAUUGUACCCCACCCUCACAACAAUCUUCUAGCCACAUACAGCGAAGAUGGUCUCCUCAAGCUAUGGAAAUCAUGAGCUGCCUGCACAGACAGGAGAUAGACUUUAGUUCAUAGGGCUUUAGCUUUUUGAAAUCUAACGUAAGUUAUUUUCCCCUGCAUGCCUAAAAGUCAAUUAGGGUCCACAUACAAAAAUCGUUAUUGGACAUUCUGAAAAAUAUUUUUAGAAAUCAAGUACACCUGGGCCCCGUCUUACAAAGAGUUUCGAUUGAUCCAAAUCAAUCGCAAGUUUGCAGUCUCCUAUCACUUAUGUACAUAG